Molecule: messenger RNA, 2230 nt
Organism: Orussus abietinus
Lineage: Eukaryota; Metazoa; Arthropoda; Insecta; Hymenoptera; Orussidae
Product: caldesmon
Exons: 5
Coding region: 62-2167 (701 amino acids)
Molecular function (GO): phosphatase binding
Source: RefSeq, a predicted model, not a curated record
GGGGAGGCAAUUAUACGUCUUCGGAUGCCACGCUGUGCGGAGAUAAGUCCUGUGUGGUCCGAUGCCACUCCUCGUUAAGCUCCCUCCGAGUGACAAGAACGGGCCAAGGUGUGACUUCGAAGCCUUGCGAUCACCUCGACUCCUUCAAAAAUCCUUCCCUAAAGAAAUGACUACGAAAGUGGUGCAGCCCAACGAAAUAAAGGACAUGCUGCAGCAACUGGCAGACGUACCGAUCUUCGGUGUCUCAGAGAAGAUAACUAUGUUGCAAGAUAAAGGCACGGCGGAGCUGGACCCCAACAUAAUUAUGAAUGCGAGGCACAAAAUAUUUCAGGAGCCACUGCAGUUUUCGCCAGCUCAAGAUGCAAUUUUGGCUGAAGCAAAAAGACUACUGAUCAGCGAGGAAGUACAAACUCUGUAUCAGAAACGAGGACAACGAAUACUUGAGUCGGAAUUAAAGAAAUUUGAGAAAACGCUCAGCGAAUCGCGACCACGGUGUUCCAUGGGGAAUGCAUGUAAUAGAAAGGUACUAGCUAAUUCAAGUAAUUCAGAAUUUUGGAAAAUAGUCUCUCACAAAGAUCAAAAAAAAGAUUUGCUCAUACCAAGGAAAAAAGUUAUUAAUAAAUUGGUUAAUAACGAGAGAGCAGAUGGGAACAACGUUAAUCAAGAUAAUAAAUCAUGUCUGGGAAGCAUCAAAGUUACUAUCAAAGACAAGCCAAUGUCUGAGAUAAAGGAACAAAAUGCUAAGACACUUAGGAUAUGUUUUGACGCUUUGAAACUAUAUGCUUAUGAACAGCAACGUUUACGUAAUAUAAAAAAUACAGUACAAGGAAAGAUCGCCCGAAGAAGGUUGCAAAGAUAUUUUGAAAUGUGGAGAUCUCAUGUUAAUACUACCAAAGUGCUUGCUCGGAAAAAGUCGGCAUCUUCGAAUACACUGGAUGAGCAUAAAAUUGAACUCUUCCUAAGUGCAAUUACAGAAAAGCAGAAACAGCUUACUAAAAUGCAAAAAUUGUCCGAAAGGAAAUCAGCUACGCAAAUACAGCAUAGUAAAUGUAGUGAUAUAUCGCAAAAAAUUCAAGGUGGUAGACGUUCUGGAACUGAAGCAAUAGAGAAUCGUCUAAAUGCUCAGAAGAAAAUCAUUGCCGAACAAAGAAUGAAACUAGCCGAACAAAAUAGAAUCAUUGAGGAAAUGAAAUUGCAGCAAUUGCAGAACGACACUCGGAAUGCUGGUAAAGAGACAUUAAAUGCUGUGAAGGAAACUCUCGUCCACUGUGGUCGAAAGACUCGUAGAAGCUUGAUACACCUGAUGCUUGAAGAAGGCUAUAGGGAUAAAGUUUUGGAAGCAGCACCAAGAUUGCCCACUCCACCACAAUUCCUCCUAAGGAUGGAAGCUCGAGCGGAAGCACGAAGGGAAAGAAUUAAAAGAGCCGAAGAAGCUCGAGCCAGAAAACUUGAAGAACAGAGAAAAAUAGAGGAGGCGAAGAAGACAGAAGAGGAGGAAAACAGGAAGAAGGCACAGCAAGAGGCUUUAAAAGAUGCCAGGAGACUUCAUGAGGAGCAGGAGAAACGUCGGGCUAAAGAAGCCGAAAAGAGUAAAAAGUUAAAUGCAACCGCAGAUCAAUUCUAUAGGAAGUAUCUUCUGCGGCGAUACAUUAUGGAUCCACUAAUAUUACUCAUAGAAAUGAAAUACGAUUACAUUAAAAAGGCCCAAAAAUGUUAUACACAAAUUUUACUACGGAGGGUUUUUAAGGCAUGGCAUGCAGAAACACUAAGGCAGGGUCGAAUUAAGAUGGAAUUAGUUAUUACAGUACACGAAAGAAACAUGUUAUGGCAUGCAUUAAUUCAUUGGAGAAAGUUGACGAAGCUUGAAACUCAAAAGUAUCAAACUGCAAUAGAUUUUCAUGACAUGCGUGUAAUGGUCCGGUGUAUGAAGGUUUGGUAUAACAGAACGCUGGAAAGCAAAAUGGAAGAAUUGAAAAAACAGCGGUUAGCUGAAGAAAAAUAUGAACAAACAUUAAAGCAGAAAUAUUUCAAAAUGUUGAAAAAAUAUCUUCAGAUCGCUGGUGAAAUUGAAGAAAGUGAGAGGAGACGAGAUAAGUGGAGAGAAUUGGUUCAAAGGGUCGUACCCGAUUUUGAUCCGAAGCAAAGGGGUGUUGCUAUAGACUAUUGAACGGUAAAGAGAAUUUGUAAAUUAAUCAUUAGCUAUCACAUUUAAAUUUUGAGAAUUGUGAUU